AUGGCUGAUAAUCAAGCUCCUAAUAAAUUGAAAGAAAAGGAUGCGAAUAAUUUAAGUAAUUGGGAAAAACAAGACUUCUUGGCUUUGAAGAAUACUUUAAAUCCAUUCAUCACACACAUUCGAUUCUUCGAAUUGUCUUCAAAAGAUUUUAACGAUAAGGUUCGGCCUUUUAAGAAACUGUUGCCUAAAAAACUGUUUGAAGAUAUUGUGACGUUUUAUAUGAUAAAUGUUCAACAAAAUAUGCCGCCUCCUCGUAACAAAAAAUUAGUUAUUGAUUCAACAAUCAUUAAUUCAAAACAUGCGAUCAUUCUUGCUAACCGGAUUCAAAGAAAAGAUGAUAAGACAAAAAUUUCAAAGAAUAAUAAAUAUCAUUUUAAACUCAUUUACCGAGGAAGUAGGCAUGGUUAUGAUACCAAAUUCAUGCGUAUCAAAUGUGAUGGGCAAGGAGCGUAUAUUUUAAUUAUCAAAACUAAUGAAAAUGAUGCCGUAAUUGGUGGUUUUAAUCCUCUUGGUUACAUUCUAAAAGGAAGUCUAAAUUACAGUUAUUGGAAUAAUACUACCGAAAGUUUUAUAUUUUCUAUUGAUAAAAAAGAUUGGAAAAUUAGUCGUGUUGCAAGUGCAGAUCAUGCUAUAUAUGAACUUUAUGAUACCUAUGACCAUGCGUUGAAUUUUGGUAACAGUGAUUUGGUUAUUAAUGGUAAUGCUGGCACAUGCAAUCAAAAAUAUUAUGAAAGCAAAAUUUUAGAUUCAGAAAAAUUUACCAUCAAAGAAAUGGAGAUCUUUACUUUCAAGGUUGUGAUUUGA
Messenger RNA from Funneliformis geosporum, 804 nucleotides. The record is from the annotation of a GenBank genome assembly. NCBI's taxonomy places the organism in Eukaryota, Fungi, Glomeromycota, Glomeromycetes, Glomerales, Glomeraceae.